Messenger RNA from Diaporthe amygdali, 1143 nucleotides. Its product is annotated as alcohol. The transcript has 4 exons. Gene Ontology annotation, molecular function: zinc ion binding; oxidoreductase activity. Bases 1 to 1143 code for a protein of 380 amino acids. NCBI's taxonomy places the organism in Eukaryota, Fungi, Ascomycota, Sordariomycetes, Diaporthales, Diaporthaceae. The record is from RefSeq and is a predicted model, not a curated record.
AUGUCUCUCACAAAUAUCGAAACCGAGGCUUUCGUCGUAGCCGAGCCAAAGGCGCCCUUCAAGCUCACGCCAAUUAGUCUCGACGAGGUUCGCGAAAAGGAAAUACUCGUUGAAAUGAAAUACUCCGGAAUCUGUCACACGGACAUUGUCGUGCAACAAGGCCUCCUACAGCACCUAACAGAGUACCCAGUCGUCCUGGGCCACGAGGGCGCAGGCAUCAUCAGGGCCAUUGGCUCAAACGUCAGGGACAAAUCGCUCAAAGUGGGUGACCAGGUCCUCCUGUCGUACACGACCUGCCAGAGCUGCGGGCCCUGUCUCGAGGACCGCCCGACGUUCUGCAGGACGCACACGGAGAUCAACUUCAACGCCGUGCGGGUCGACGACAAGAGCACGCCGGCGCGGCUGGCGGAUGGUAAGACGACGGUCAGGAGCCAGUUCUUUGGGCAAUCCUCGUUCGCGAGGCUGUCUGUCGUCCAGGAUUUCAGCGUGGUCAAGUGCCCCGUCGAGGAUAUGUUGCCCUACUACGCGCCGCUCGGGUGCGGCUUCCAGACCGGUGCCGGGACGGUGCUAGAGGCCGUCAAGCCCACGAAGAGUUCACGUGUCGUUGUUUUUGGCCUGGGGAGUGUCGGUAUCGCCGCCCUCAUGGCUGCCGUGCAUCUGGAGGUCAAGCAGAUCAUUGGUGUUGACAUUGUGGAUAGCAGAUUGGAGCUAGUCAAGGAGCUGGGAGCGACGGAUGUGAUUAACUGCAUCACGGAGGGCGAUAACCUGGUCAAUCGACUGAGAGAGAUCACCGAGGGCGGUGCCGAUGUGACUAUUGACUGCAGUGGGUCGCCUUCUGCCCUGCAAGCUGCGGUAGACUGCUUGGGUCAUGGCGGUCAAGCUAUUUCGGUUGGUGUGCCUCCUCCAGGGGUGAAGAUCGAUAUCGAGACGCAAUCAUUCUUUAUGGCGCAUAAGAGCUACAGAUCUGUGAUUGAAGGUGAAGUAAAUCCAACCAAGUUCAUUCCUGAGCUCAUUGAGCUCCAUCGAAAGGGCAGGUUCCCCGUCGAUAAGCUUUGCAAGGUGUACUCUAUUAAAGACUUUGACCAAGCUGUUAAAGACAUGCAUGACGGUAAAGUCAUCAAACCAAUCAUCAAGUGGGAUUAA